This is a messenger RNA of Aureococcus anophagefferens, 3003 nucleotides long. RefSeq lists its product as hypothetical. The transcript is spliced from 2 exons. The record is from RefSeq and is a predicted model, not a curated record. NCBI's taxonomy places the organism in Eukaryota, Pelagophyceae, Pelagomonadales, Pelagomonadaceae. The coding region runs from base 1 to 3003 and encodes 1000 amino acids.
AUGCCGGGCCUCGCGCUGACGACGGUCUGGGUCCCGGAGACGACCCCGCAGCUGCUGUACUGCUCCGCCGGGUCGCGGUCCCUCGACUCCCCGACGGCGGCCGUGGAGACGACGUCCGCGGGCUGCGACGCGGCCAUGUGCUACGCCGCGCGCCGCGAGACGGGCGGCCCGAGCACGCGGCGCUGGACCUUCGGCCCGCCCCAGAAGAACGUCACGAGCGACCGGGGCCCGCGGUGGCGCGUCUGCUGCUACCGCGACGCCAGGGUGGCCAUCGGCAUGGUCGCGCAGGACCGGUUCGGGCAGUCCCAGCUCCGGUCGUUCGCGGAGCGCAUCGCCGAGAUCGUCGCGCCCGUCGUCGACGAGUGCGCGGCGUCCGCGGCCCACGCCAACGCGGCGCUGGCGAUCCUGGCGCGGGAGGUGGAGCGCUGCAACGACCGCGGCCUGGGCCACCUCGUGCCGCUCGAGGCCGCGUCGGCGUGCGUCGCGUGCGGCGGCGCGCUGGGCAAGCGGGGCGGCACCCGGGACGCCAUGGCCGUCAACUGCCACGACUGCGGCGACGUGCUCUGCGCGCUCUGCGCGCCGCAGCUCCCGGGGUCCGGCGACGGCGACGAGGCGUCGGGGCCCCGGCGGUCGUGCGGCGACUGCGCGCACGCGCGGCAGACGGGGCGGCGCGUGCUGCGCAUGCAGCCGCCCACGGGCGGCGACGAGGUCAAGGCCUUCGCGCUGCGGGCCCUCUUCGACGAGCGCGCGAGCGACGAGGGGUUGUUGGACGAGGCGGGCUUCGUCGAAUUGUGCAAAGCCGCGUGCCGCCACCCGCUCGUCGUCGAGCCGCGGAGCCUCGAGCGCGAGCUGCGCCACGGCGCCAACGUGCUGCGCCUGGACGUGACGGAGCUCGAGCGGCGCUUCCGGUCCGCGCCGCAGGCGGCUUUGGAUUUCGAGGCCGCGCGGAACUGCCUCGUCGAGAGCUGCCGGCCCGCGUGGCCCGAGCGCGCGCUCGCCGGCCCGCCGCCCGACGACGACGAGGAAACGAAGGACGAGGAGACGAAGGAGGAGCGCGUCGUGGAGGACCCGGCCGCGCGCGCGGCCGCGUGGGGGUGGAAGCCCGACAAGAAGCCCGCGCUGCGCCACGCGUCGCGCACGGGCUGGGGCAGCCUCGUGUCCCGCGACGGCCUCGUGAAGAAGCGCGUCUGGCUCGAACUGCGCGACGCGCCGCCGCGGACGUUACGGUACGCGCCGGACACCGCGAGCCCGCGGCGCGCCUUAGUGUAUCUGAACCGCGUGCGCGUGAUCCGCUGCGACGCGCCCUGCACGCUCCAGCUGCGCCUCAAUUUACCGAACGACGACGUGGGCGACCCGGACCUGGUCGACGCCGUCGUGCUGCGCUUCGAGACGCCGUCGGCGACGUGCAGCUGGUGGUCGGCUUUGAGCGCGUCGCGCCGCGAGGCGAAGACGGAGAGCCGGGGCGCGCUGGCGAAGCUCAGCGAGCUGUCCACAUUAAAAACGGACGACGCCAUGAGUUAUAUCGUGGGCGGCGCCUGGUACAACAAGAUGGCCAACUUCCUCGUGUGCGCGGUGGACUGCACGGGCGGCCAGCCCUUCGAGGGGCCCGAGCGGCCGUUCAUGCAGCUCAACCGGCCGCCGGGCCCGGCGCCCGCGCGCGUCCCCGGCAAGCCCCUGGGCGGCGCGGGCAACGCGCGCAAGUCGUCGAUCAUCCGCGCGCGCGACGUCGACCGGCGGGGCGGCGACGACGAUUUCGACGCGGACCCCGUGCCCGAGCUCGGCGACUCGCUGCCGGAGCGCGCGUUCUCCGUCGCCGGGCCCGAGGUCAAGGCGGCCUACCAGUCGCUGCUCAAGGUCAUCAUCCGGCCGCCGCGCGCGACCUACGACGAGCGGCGGCUGGGCGUCGCGGAUUUCGCGAUCAAGACGGAGGCGACGACGCACCGGACCUUCGGCACGCUGAAAAGUUCGGUCACCGUGGUCCACCGCGAGGACCUGAGCGUCCCCAACGAGCGCGGCCUGGAGGUCCGCGCGUCGCUGUGGACGCCGCGGACCGUGGGCGUCGACUACGACCGCCUGGGGCCCGGCGGCCACCGGCCGCCGUGCGUCGUCUACGUCCACGGCAACGCGUGCAACCGGCUCGGCGCGCUGAGCCUGCUGCGGCCGCUGUGCCUCGGGGGCAUCGCGCUCUGCGCCGUGGACUGCGCGGGGUCGGGCAACUCGGGCGGCGAGUUCGUGAGUUUGGGCCACUUCGAGCGCGACGACGUCGCCGCGGUCGUCGACGAGCUCAAGCGGAAGAAGCUCGUCGGCCGCGUCGCGCUCUGGGGGCGGUCCAUGGGCGCGGCGACGGCGCUCUUGUACGCGUCGACGCGGGACCCGGACGUCGCGGCCGUCGUCGCCGACUCGCCCUACAGCGGCCUCGUGCGCCUCUGCCGCGAGCUCGUCGGCAAGGUCCGGCGCCGCGCGGAGGGCGACGGCGACUCGUCGGCGCCGCGCAACUUCGUCGCCGGGGCCGUCACGGAGGCGGCGCUGGCGCUCGUGCGGUCCUCCGUGAAGCACCGCGCGGGCUUCGACGUCUACGACGUCGCGCCCAUCGAGCACGUCGCGAACAUGCGGCACUCGGCGACGCCCGCGCUCUUCGUCCACGGCAAGCUCGACGACUUCAUCAACUGCCAGCACUCCGUGGACCUCCACGAGUCCCACGGCGGCGACGCGAGUCUGCUGCUGCUGGACGUGGACCACCAGGCGAACCGGCCCGCGUCCGCGCUCAUCCAGAGCUGCCUCUUCCUCUACGACCGCUUGUUGCCGACGGACGACGCCGCGGAGGCGCGCGCCAAGUACGUCGCCCACCUCGACAAGCUCGCGGACCAGGGCCACCUCGGCGCGACGGAGGCGUCGGCCGCGGAGGCGUCGGGCCUGAGCCGCGACCGCCAGCGCGCGGUCGAGGACGCGGUCGCCGCGCGCGUCGCGGGGCGCUUCAACGGCAAGGGGGGCAUGUUCGGCUAA